Messenger RNA from Boleophthalmus pectinirostris (great blue-spotted mudskipper), 4261 nucleotides. RefSeq names its product thrombospondin 1b (gene thbs1b). Gene Ontology annotation, biological process: negative regulation of angiogenesis; cell adhesion. Gene Ontology annotation, molecular function: calcium ion binding; protein binding. Gene Ontology annotation, cellular component: extracellular region. The record is from RefSeq and is a predicted model, not a curated record. NCBI's taxonomy places the organism in Eukaryota, Metazoa, Chordata, Actinopteri, Gobiiformes, Gobiidae.
CGAUGUAAAGGAUUAUUAUUGGAUUUCUAUCACGUUUUGGGGAUUUUAUUUGUUUUUAUUUAAGUUUUGGUCUGCUGUUUCGCGUUGCAGACAGCAGAUCAAAAUGAAGUUGUUGGUGGUGUUUUUGCUCUUGAUGCUUUGGACCUGUGACUGUGCCAGAGUCGCAGAAACCCGAGACGACAACGACAGCGUGUAUGACCUUUUCGAGCUGGUCCAAGUGCCCAAGAAGAACCACGGCGUGACUCUGGUGAAGGGAGAUGAUCCUUACAGCCCUGCCUACAAAAUCCUCAACCCAGACCUCAUCCCUCCUGUCCCCGAACCUACUUUUAGGGACCUCAUAGACACCAUCCACGCCGACCGGGGCUUCCUGUUCCUGCUCAACUUCAAGCAAUUCAAACGCACCAGAGGAAGCCUGAUCACCGUGGAGAAAAAGGAUGGAUCCGGGCCAGUUUUUGAGAUCAUCUCCAACGGGAAAGCCAAUACCCUCGACAUAGUUCUGUCCACAGAGAACAAGCAGCAAGUGGUGUCCAUAGAGGAUGUGGAUCUGGCCACGGGGCACUGGAAGAACAUUACGCUGUUUGUACAAGAGGACAGGGCGCAGUUGUACGUAGGAUGCGUGGACGUGAACACAGCGGAACUGGACGCGCCCAUUCAGAGCAUCCUGACCCAAGACACGCCCAACCACGCCCAGCUGAGGAUCGGGAAGGGAGCAGUGAAGGACAGGUUUAUGGGGGUCCUCCAAAAUGUACGCUUUGUCUUUGGCACGACUCUGGAUGCCAUUCUCCGCAACAAAGGCUGCCAGAACGCUCUAACAAGUGACACUUUGCUUUUGGAAAACAUCAACGGAUCUUCUGCCAUUAGGACAGAGUUCACCGGUCACAAGACCAAAGACCUGCAGAUGGUGUGUGGCUUCUCCUGUGAGGACCUCAUCAGUAUGUUCAAGGAGCUGAAGGGCUUGGGCGUGGUGGUGAAGGAGCUCUCCAAUGAACUGCGCAGACUGACCGAUGAGAACAGGCUGAUCAACAACAGCAUUGGGAUCCACAGCGGCGUCUGCAUCCACAACGGCAUCGUGCGCAAGAACAAGGACGAGUGGACCGUGGAUGACUGUACUGAGUGUACUUGUCAGAAUUCGGCUACUGUGUGUCGUAAGAUCUCCUGCCCCCUGAUCCCGUGUGCAAACGCAACAGUUCCUGAUGGAGAGUGCUGCCCUCGCUGCGGCACACCGAGUGACUAUGCAGAGGACGGCUGGUCUCCGUGGUCUGAAUGGACGCAUUGUUCGGUGUCCUGUGGGCGGGGCAUCCAGCAGAGGGGGCGGUCCUGCGAUCGUAUCAAUAACAACUGUGAGGGCACCUCUGUCCAGACCAGAGACUGUUACCUGCAGGAGUGUGACAAGAGAUUCAAACAGGACGGCAGCUGGAGCCACUGGUCGCCCUGGUCCUCCUGCUCGGUCACAUGCGGGGCGGGCGUCAUCACUCGCAUUCGCCUCUGCAAUUCCCCCACUCCACAGCUAGGGGGCAAAGAGUGCGUCGGAGAGGGCCGCCAGACCGAGAAGUGCCAGAAGUCUCCAUGCCCCAUCAAUGGAGGCUGGGGGCCCUGGUCGCCGUGGGAUACCUGCUCACUCACCUGUGGGGGCGGAGUCCAGACCCGGAAACGCCUGUGCAACAACCCACCGCCCAAACACGGAGGAAAAGAGUGUGUGGGAGAGGCCAAGGACACUCAGAUGUGCAACAAGAAAGCCUGCCCGAUCGAUGGCUGUCUGUCCAACCCUUGCUUCGCUGGAGCCAAGUGCACCAGCUUCCCCGAUGGAACCUGGAAAUGUGGAAAAUGCCCCGCUGGCUACACUGGGAAUGGCAUCAAAUGUAAAGAUAUUGAUGAGUGUAAAGAAGUUCCAGACGCCUGCUUCGAGUUCAACGGCGUGCACCGCUGCGAGAACACCGAGCCCGGCUACAACUGCCUGCCCUGCCCUCCCCGCUACUCCGGACCCCAGCCGUUUGGCAAAGGCGUGGAGUAUGCCGCCGCUAACAAACAGGUCUGCACUCCUCGGAACCCGUGUCUGGACGGGAGCCACGACUGUAACAAGAACGCUCGCUGUAACUACCUGGGGCACUUCGCCGAGCCCAUGUACCGCUGUGAGUGUAAGCCCGGGUACGCUGGUAAUGGGCACAUCUGUGGAGAGGACACGGAUCUGGACGGGUGGCCCAACGCUGACCUGGUGUGUGUGGAGAACGCCACCUACCACUGCAAGAAGGAUAACUGCCCCAACCUUCCCAACUCCGGACAAGAGGACUACGAUAAAGACGGAAUUGGAGAUGCUUGUGAUGACGAUGAUGACAACGAUGGCAUUCCGGAUGACAGGGACAACUGCCCGUUCAUCUACAACCCGCGGCAGUACGACUACGACAGAGACGAUGUGGGAGACCGCUGCGAUAACUGCCCCUACAACAGUAACCCCGACCAGACGGACACAGACAACAACGGAGAGGGAGACGCCUGUGCGGUGGACAUCGAUGGAGACGGAAUCUUGAACGAGAAAGACAACUGCCCUUACGUGUACAACGUGGACCAGCGCGACACGGACUUGGACGGCGUCGGGGACAUGUGCGACAACUGCCCUCUGGAGCAUAAUCCUGAUCAGGUGGACUCUGACGAUGACCGCGUUGGGGACAAAUGCGACAGUAACCAGGACAUCGACGAGGACGGCCACCAGAACAAUCUCGACAACUGCCCGUACAUCCCCAACGCCAACCAGGCCGACCACGACAAGGACGGCAAGGGAGACGCCUGCGACCACGACGACGACAACAACGACGGUAUCCCUGACGACAAGGACAACUGCCGCCUCGCCUUCAACCCCGACCAGCUCGACUCGGACGGUGACGGCCGUGGAGAUGCCUGCAAAGACGAUUUCGACCAGGACAACGUGCCGGACAUUUACGACGUGUGUCCAGAGAACUUUGACAUCAGUGAGACGGACUUCAGAAAGUUCCAGAUGGUUCCUCUGGACCCCAAAGGCACCUCUCAGAUCGACCCCAACUGGGUGGUCCGGCACCAGGGCAAGGAGCUGGUCCAGACCGUCAACUGUGAUCCUGGCAUUGCUGUCGGUUAUCAUGAGUUCAACGCUGUGGACUUCAGCGGGACAUUCUUCAUCAACACAGAGAGAGAUGACGACUACGCUGGCUUCGUGUUUGGGUACCAGUCCAGUUCCAGGUUCUACGUGGUCAUGUGGAAGCAGAUCACCCAGACGUAUUGGUCCAACAAGCCCACCAAGGCCCAGGGCUACUCCGGUCUGUCCAUCAAAGUGGUGAACUCCACCACAGGCCCCGGAGAGCACCUGAGGAACGCUCUGUGGCACACGGGCAACACCCCAGGACAGGUCCGUACUUUGUGGCAUGACCCAAAGAACGUUGGCUGGAAGGACUUCACUGCCUACAGGUGGCACCUGAUCCACAGGCCCAGAACAGGGCUCAUCAGAGUUGUAAUGUAUGAAGGAAAGAAGAUCAUGGCCGAUUCGGGCAGUAUCUACGACAAGACGUACGCCGGAGGUCGACUAGGACUCUUCGUGUUUUCACAAGAGAUGGUUUACUUCUCAGACCUCAAGUAUGAGUGCAGAGAUGCAUAAACGCCGGGCGCAGGUUAGCUCUGAGGAAUGCACCUUCUUUUGUACAAAUUUGGAACUUUUGUUGAACUGAUGCAAAGUCCAGGGACCUAUUUUCAUCUCUGCCGCAGUUGUGUUUUAUUUUGAUUUGUUCCCUGCGCCCGCACGCUCGGACAGGACAGGGUGGCAAUGGAGCUGGUUCGGACCAAACUGCUAGCCCCUUUUUUAGUCUCUAGGGUAAAGAGAUCUACAACUCGGACAUUUUAACCCAUUCCUCUCCGGGUUGGACGGUCCCUCAUCAACUAUGCACUUCUCAACUUCAAAUCUGUUUUUCUAUGUGACUUCUGUACUGUUGAGACUGUUUUUCCAAAGAGAAAAAUGAUUCCUGCGUUUCAAUUGUAGAAUUCGAGAACUUUUAAGGAUGAAGAUGCAAAAAAAUACUUCACCAAGAUUUUUUUUUUUUUCCUUAUGAAAGUCGUGGUUUGGAUCAUGAAAGUGGUUGAAAGCAUUUACCCAGAAGAUGAAAUAUUGAGUGAUUUUGUAUAUACAGUACUGUGCAAAAGUUUUUGUAGGAGGGACGUGCAAUUUUAGAAUGAAAAUUUAAAUUCUGAGAAAAAAAAAAAGUUAAGUCAUUUAAGGGAUUUAAAACCAUCAUCAUCCUUUUGU